Molecule: messenger RNA, 588 nt
Organism: Elaeis guineensis (African oil palm)
Lineage: Eukaryota; Viridiplantae; Streptophyta; Magnoliopsida; Arecales; Arecaceae
Source: RefSeq, a predicted model, not a curated record
AUGGAUGAGAAGCCAGCAUCUCGUCCACCCACCAAGAAAAAGCUGUUUGAUUGGCAAGUCGGGCACUAUAACAAGGAGAUGUUAAUGGGCUUCGACUUAUCCAAUCGCACCUCCGGCGCCACCGAUCUCCUCCAGAACUGUGACCUCCCCCCUCCUCUCAAGCUCUUCUCGCCAAUUGAAGAUGAUGAGAAGAAGAAUAAGAUCACCGCCAUUAACUCCACUCCUUUGGUGCCACAGAAUUCUCUACCAACACCAGCUCCCAGCGAGAACUCGAGCCUGCUGAGAGCUCUGCGGCUCUCCCAAACACGAGCAAGAGAAGCCGAGAAGAAGGCGUCGCUGGCAAAUGCGAGAAACGAGCAUAUGGCCACGUUGCUCCUGGAGGAGUCAUUGAGACUCUCGGCUCACCGGCAGUGGGUGAAGCUACUCGAGGCCGAGGUCGCGAUGCUUCAAGAAAAGAUAUUGUGGUCGCGGACAGAGGAACACGCAGAAGGUGAUGCGAUGCCGGCGGCGGCGACAUGGUGCUUGGCUUUGGCCCUCUGCUUGGGAAUUGGUGGAGUGGGUAUUGCAUUAGGCCGGCACUUAUUUUGA